CUGCUCUGGUCAUCACUGCCACAACUUUGAAAAUGGAGGUGGUUUCAGCAGAAGUCAACAGCUUGCUCCCUGAGGAAAUAAUGGACACUGGAAUAACUCUGGUGGAAGAUGACAGCAUUGAGGCAGUUAUCGUGUCAUCGCCGAUGGGAGACUCUAUUCCCAUGGAAACAGAACUGGAAGAAAUAGUGAACAUAAGCUCCACCAGCGACUCCUCAUCAACAACUACGGCUACAGUCACGACAGAAUCAGUUACUGCACCCAGCAAUCACUCAGGUGAUGCAACAGUAAACACCACAACCUCAAAAACUGAUGUGAAUGCAGUAGCAAAGCCGACCUUUCCAAGUGGCCUCCAUAAACUCGGUGCUCAGACCCCUGUCACUAUAUCAGCCAAUCAAAUUAUUCUGAACAAGACUACCGAUAUUAAAAUAGGCAAUCAGAGUAUUAAACCAGAUGGGCAAAAGCUAAUUGUAACAACUUUGGGCAAGUCUGGCCAACCUAUUGUUUUAGCACUACCCCACAGCCAACUUCCACAGGCACAGAAGACCACAUCCCAAGCCCAAGGUGGAGACUCCAAGGUACAAGGCCAGCAGAUCAAAGUUGUUAUUGGAGGUCGGUCGGAAGUGAAACCUGUUGUUGGUGUCUCAGCGUUGACGCAAGGAAGUCAGCUGAUAAACACCGCGGCUCAGCCUUUGCAGACCCAGCAAUUAAAAACAGUACAGAUUGCAAAGAAGACCCGAACCCCAACUUCUGGCCCGGUGAUCACCAAGCUGAUCUUUGCAAAACCAAUUAACAGCAAAGCUGUUACAGGGCAGACCACUCAAGUGUCACCAGUCAUUGCAGGUAGGGUUCUUUCACAGUCUGCUCCAGGAACACCACCAAAGACAAUAACGAUCUCUGAGAGCGGAGUCAUUGGAUCAUCUUUGAGUACAGCAACACAACAGACACCAAAUAAAAUAGCUAUCUCACCGCUUAAAUCCCCUAAUAAGGCUGUGAAAUCAGCAGUGCAAACCAUUACUGUAGGAGGAGUGGGUACAUCUCAAUUUAAGACAAUUAUUCCCUUGGCAACUGCACCCAAUGUUCAGCAGAUUCAGGUACCUGGAAGCAAGUUCCAUUAUGUCAGACUUGUUACUGCCACAACAGCCAAUAGUUCAACCCAAUCGGCCAGUCAAAAUUCCAGUACAAGUACACAGCCUCUUCAACAGGCAAAGCCAGUAGUGGUGAAUGCAACCCCGGUGCGGAUGUCUGUUCCCAUAGUGCCAGCACAGACUGUGAAACAGGUGGUGCCCAAACCAAUCAACCCAACUUCCCAGAUAGUUACUACUAGUCAGCCCCAACAAAGACUUAUUAUGCCAGCCACUCCAUUACCACAGAUACAGCCCAACCUCACCAACCUCCCGCCUGGCACUGUACUGGCACCAGCACCUGGCACAGGAAAUGUUGGGUAUGCAGUCCUUCCAGCUCAGUAUGUCACACAGCUACAACAAUCAUCAUAUGUAUCUAUAGCAAGCAACACUGGCUUUACAGGGACAUCUAGUACCCAGUCCCAAGCACGGCUACCAUUCAAUGGAAUAAUUUCUUCUGAAUCUGCAAACCGCCCAAGGAAGCCUUGCAAUUGUACUAAGUCUCUAUGUUUGAAAUUGUAUUGUGAUUGUUUUGCAAAUGGUGAAUUCUGCAAUAACUGCAACUGUACAAAUUGUUAUAACAACCUGGACCAUGAAAAUGAUAGGCAAAAAGCAAUAAAGGCCUGCCUUGACAGAAACCCUGAAGCCUUCAAGCCCAAAAUAGGGAAAGGAAAGGAAGGAGAAUCGGAUCGGAGACACAGCAAAGGCUGUAACUGUAAACGCUCGGGAUGUCUCAAAAACUACUGUGAAUGUUAUGAGGCAAAAAUCAUGUGUUCUUCCAUAUGCAAAUGCAUUGGCUGUAAAAAUUUUGAAGAAAGUCCAGAGCGAAAGACAUUGAUGCAUUUAGCAGAUGCUGCAGAAGUUAGGGUCCAGCAGCAGACCGCUGCAAAGACCAAGUUAUCUUCCCAGAUCUCUGAUCUGCUGACAAGGCCAACACCAGCACUGAGCAGUGGUGGUGGGAAGCUGCCCUUUACGUUUGUGACAAAGGAGGUAGCUGAUGCAACCUGCGAAUGCCUUCUCGCACAGGCAGAGCAAGCAGAGAAGAUGGGCAAGUCAAAAGCUGCAGCAGAGCGCAUGAUCCUGGAAGAGUUUGGACGCUGUUUGAUGAGAGUUAUUAACUCUGCAGGGAAGUCAAAAAGUGACCCUUGUGCCAUGAACUGCUGACUCGUGCACAUGAGCCACAACAAAGCGGACUGAACAGAACACUUAAGGCACAGGGACACUUUGGUUUGGUGUAGAGGAUUUAAUAAUAUUUGUUAAUUUGGUGCUUGUUGUUAAUUGACUUGCAUAAGACUGAAACAAGAAGAUCUUUUAUAACAAGA
Messenger RNA from Phaethon lepturus (White-tailed tropicbird), 2443 nucleotides. RefSeq names its product lin-54 DREAM MuvB core complex component (gene LIN54). Gene Ontology annotation, biological process: regulation of DNA-templated transcription. The transcript is spliced from 12 exons. Lineage: Eukaryota; Metazoa; Chordata; Aves; Phaethontiformes; Phaethontidae. Bases 33 to 2285 code for a protein of 750 amino acids. The record is from RefSeq and is a predicted model, not a curated record. Gene Ontology annotation, cellular component: nucleus.